GCGAAUAUUGCGUUAACCCGGAUAUGUUACUUUUGAACUGAGUCAGUAUAAGAGAUUGAGCUGGUGUAAAACGAAGUGGUAAACUAGUGCAUGGUUGAAUCUGAUUAUAAAAAUGAUCAAAAUGAAUCUUGGAAGGUAGAAUGGGCUCUACGAACAGUAAAGAGGAGAACACUCCUCUUACACGUCGAGAUGGAACACCAGGGAAGAGGGUUAAUGUGGUAAUUUGUAGUUGUAGUGACUCCAACAACGUUAAUGGCCUCAUCACUCAAAUUAGGAAUGAUAUGUCGGACGUCGUCGCAAGCGUGAGGUUCGAAACUCUCCCUUACAACAUCAUAGACAUGGAUACAUUUGAUUUCAAUGGGAUAGAUGUUCUACUUCUCUGUCAUUCUAUUGAGAACAGGCGAUUCUCACUGACCAACGUUACCGAUGCUCUAUAUGAUGGUUUCUUACCAAAGGCCAGAAUGCAUUUGGGUAAAAGCAAAAUAGGAGUGAUAGCGCAUGACUUCCCUACGUAUGAACUCACACCAGAUCGUAUUGAAUCUAGGAUGAAAUCAUUUCUUCACGCCCAGGAAACAACAUUUAAUCAUUCUUCAUUGGUGUUGAUUGGAGGUCAGUUCAACCAUCAUCCAAUAGAACUUCAAAUAGAUCAGAUCAAUCAACUCAAAUGGUUCUUUCUUAAAGCUGCUAAUCCCCCGAUGUUGGAAUCGUUCCGAAAAUGCCUUUUCCGAUUCUGUUGUUGCUGUUACUGUUGUUGUUCGUGCUAGAUAUUCCUCUUGACAUGCUUGAUGACAAAAUGAUGUCUUCUUAUUUCAAUAUUAUCAUGUAUUCUAUCUUACUUUAUUAUUUUGUUUUGUAAUAAAAUUCAUCAAAAUCAUUCAGUUCAAAUCAUACAAGUAAAAGUACAUUGCACAAUGUUACAAUAUCAACAAAAACAGUUCAUGAUUAUUCGAUAUCAUUCUAUAUACAUGAUAUAAACAAACAUGGAAUGACCUAGUUUAAUUUGCCAAUAUUUAGAAGAUUACUUCACGCAGCGAUUUCCGGAGAAAAUUCCUAAUGAAUUCGCAUGAUUCAAUUCCUUAAAGGCCUAGUUACACUGGAACCGAAUCAGCUGCAAAUCCAUCCGAAUACAUUAUAUUCGAGUGAUUUCAGGAGUAUUCCGAGUAUUAUGUUCUCCAUCCGCGAAUGCCAGAAAAUUCGGGAGGGAUUCGGCUAUAGCUUUGAAAUGUUCAAAGCCAGCCGAAUGCCAUCCAAACUACUCCCUAACGUGACUACAACAAAUUUCAUUCAGGCCUCAUUGGGGAUGUAAUCGGAUGACAUUCGGUUGGAUUAGGGGAGGCAUUCGGAGUAUUCUGGGCAAACUCGGACCUAUUCGCGCAUUCGGCCAUAUUCGUUCCGAUUCGGGUUUACAUUCAGGUCGUCAUUUGGCUGUAUGAUAGGAGCAAUUGGGCCACCUUUGGCUCGAUUUUUGCCGCUGUUCGGGUGGCAUUCGGUUUUUUUCGAGAUGGCCGACAUUGAUUCGGGUCCAUUUUGGGCGAUUCUGCGCUGAACUCCGGAACCUAUUCGAGACCUGUAUUCGAGGAGCUCCCUGAGUGGAGACGAAUAAGUUACAAAUCCACAGAAACCAUCCGAAUCAGGCCGUAUUCGAGCAGAAUUGGUCUCAAUGUACUCGGGAGAAUUCGGAUUUGGUGUAACCCUGGCUUUACGGGGCCACAUUGGAAAUUCAUUAAAAAAAUAGUCUUAUUUUAGACAAUUAAAUAGGAGGAUCCAGGGAGAGGGGCGACCACUAAUGCAGGCGCAAAAAGAAAGAAA
This is a messenger RNA of Lytechinus variegatus (green sea urchin), 1809 nucleotides long. RefSeq lists its product as uncharacterized. The coding region runs from base 141 to 764 and encodes 207 amino acids. NCBI's taxonomy places the organism in Eukaryota, Metazoa, Echinodermata, Echinoidea, Temnopleuroida, Toxopneustidae. The record is from RefSeq and is a predicted model, not a curated record. The transcript has 3 exons.